UCAGAGUAAUUUUUGUUUAUGUUUGUUUGUUAUUUACUUUUAUUAAAAAGUAAUUCGCUGUGUAUGCCGGAUAGUAUCAAAAUUUAUAAAAUCCUAACGUUUACUAAAAAAUAGUAAAAUAAAUAAUGUGAUUCUCAAUUAAAUAAAAAUCGUAGUAGUUUCCCAACACCACGUUUGAAUUUAUAAUAGAAAUAUUAGAUAUAAGGCAGUUUUAGUUUAGUAUUAAAAAGUACCUGUAAUCAUGCCCAGGAAGCCGUGCUAUUGGACACGCAGACUUGAAUUACAGUUGGUUGAAUUCGUCCGCCAAAAAGAAUUUAUAUGGAAACCUAUCGGUAACACAAAUCACCAUAUUCAACAGAAAUAUAAAGCCUAUGCUGAAUUCGCUUCAAUUCUAGGGCCUGGGUUUACAGCUAGAUCUGUAAGGGAUCGUUGGGUGAACAUCAGAAGCACUUUCAAUCACAAUCUACGAAAAGUUGUAAAGUCUCAGGAAACAGCUAAAUGUCCCGAAGAAGUGUACACUCCUUGCUGGCCAUUAUGGAAGCCCCUUCAAUUUCUUAAAGACCCUUCUAAAAGUGAAGACAGCUUUUAUGAGGAAUAUUCUGCCAUUGAAAACAGCUUAAAACCAGAACCAGAUUUGACUGAAACAUUAAUUAGUAUACGCCAAAGAGGACAACAUAUAGAUAGACCCAAAAAGAAAACUAAAAAGAAAUUUAAACAAUGUAAAGACCUACUGGACAACUUAUUAAUAGCUAUGGCUCCACUAAACACGUCAUCAGAGGGCUCUAGUUAUUGGUUUUUUGGGCGUCAUGUCACAGAGCGUUUGAAUGCUAUGAGAUCAAUUGACGCCACAUGUGCAGGGCAAGAGAUCUUAAAACUCUUAGAAGCAAAUGGAAGUAGCCAAAUUAAUUCAUUGGAAAGCUGAAUACAGUAAUUCGAAUUAAUGUUGGAAAUAUCUUGAAAAACUGAAAAGCUGACAUCUAGAUGUUCCCGCUACUGACACAGAACAGAGGGAGAGAAAAAACACAGUUGCAGAUGGAUUUUUUUUAAUUAUACAUUUUUAUUAAACAGAUAUCAUAUGUUUGUUGUUUGCC
Molecule: messenger RNA, 1091 nt
Organism: Pieris rapae (cabbage white)
Lineage: Eukaryota; Metazoa; Arthropoda; Insecta; Lepidoptera; Pieridae
Exons: 4
Coding region: 242-922 (226 amino acids)
Source: RefSeq, a predicted model, not a curated record